Corylus avellana is the source of this 1215-nucleotide messenger RNA. Lineage: Eukaryota; Viridiplantae; Streptophyta; Magnoliopsida; Fagales; Betulaceae. The record is from RefSeq and is a predicted model, not a curated record.
ACAGCUGAUGUUCUUAUUUUCUUUGUCAAAGCAGGACGACUAAUUGUGGCAUCCAUGGAGUUUCUUGCGGUACUACUGAUCAUUGGACUAUACCAUAUCCCAAUAACUUUAUUAGGGACUCCAUGCGUGAUUGCGUUUUUGAUAUACAAAUGUCGUAGAAGGCAUUUAUCUAUGUAUACUGCUAUUGAAGAAUUUCUCCAAACCCACAACAACCUCAUGCCAAUAAGGUAUUCAUACUCAGAAAUUAAGAAGGUGACCAAAAAUUUCAAGGACAAAUUGGGUGAAGGAGGCUAUGGCACUGUGUAUAAAGGAAGGCUUCGAAGUGGCCAACUUGUAGCUGUAAAGAUGUUAGGUAAAUCCAACGCUAACGGACAAGAUUUUAUAAACGAAGUUGCAACUAUUGGAAGGAUUCACCACGUUAAUGUAGUGCGGCUUAUUGGCUUUUGCGUUCAAGGGUCAAACCGGGCUCUUAUAUAUGAAUUCAUGCCUAAAGGAUCUCUGAAUAAGUACAUUUUUUCACCAGAAGAAAGUGAUGUCUUAAGCUACAACAAAAUAUAUGAUAUUGCUAUCGGAGUUGGUCGAGGGAUUGAAUAUUUACAUCGAGGAUGUGACAUGCAGAUUUUACAUUUUGAUAUCAAGCCUCAUAACAUUCUUCUUGAUGAGAAUUUUAUUCCUAAGGUUUCUGACUUUGGCCUUGCAAAACUGUAUUCAGUAGAUAACAGCAUUGUUUCUUUGACAGCUGCACGAGGGACAUUAGGAUAUAUGGCUCCUGAAUUAUUUUACAAAAACAUUGGAGGUAUCUCCUACAAAUCUGAUGUUUAUAGUUUUGGAAUGUUAUUGAUGGAAAUGGCGGGUAGAAGAAAAAACUUAAAUGCAUAUGCGGAGCAUUCAAGCCAAAUUUGCUUUCCUACUUGGGUCUAUGACCAAUUGCAAGAUGGAAAUGACAUAGAAAUGGAAGAUGCCACAGAAGAGGAAAAGAAAAUGAUUAAGAAGAUGAUUAUAGUGGCAUUAUGGUGCAUACAGAUGAAGCCUAGUGAUCGCCCUUCAAUGAAUAAUGUCGUAGAAAUGCUUGAAGGAGAAGUUGAAUGCCUACAGAUGCCUCCCAUGCCUACUCUUUCAUCGCCAGAGAGACCCGCUAUGGAUGCUGAAGAGAAUUCAAAUCAAAGUUGCUCAUCAAUUCAAUCAGAGGAAUCAAAUCAAUCAACUCAAUUUUAA